This is a messenger RNA of Paramecium tetraurelia, 3504 nucleotides long. RefSeq lists its product as uncharacterized. Gene Ontology annotation, biological process: endosomal vesicle fusion; protein targeting to vacuole. The transcript has 3 exons. The record is from RefSeq and is a predicted model, not a curated record. NCBI's taxonomy places the organism in Eukaryota, Ciliophora, Oligohymenophorea, Peniculida, Parameciidae. Gene Ontology annotation, molecular function: protein binding. Gene Ontology annotation, cellular component: late endosome; HOPS complex.
AUGAUUAACUUAAGUUAAAUACUAGAAGGAGACAAUGGAGAGAUCACGUUUUGUGAGGAUGCCAGUCAAGUCGAUUUGGAAGAUAUUCUCCAAGAGGAUGACGAGAUGAGAGAACAACUCAAUCAUUUGAAUAGCGAUUCCCAGACUCUGGAAUGCAAUAAUCAGAACAAUGAAUCAUUCAUUUGCGAUCAAGAGGAAUUCAUUUCCCCAAUUCAAAUUAUGACUCUGGGACACCAAUCCAAAACCUUUGGCAUCUCAACGAAUUAUCUGAUCAAUUAUUGGGAACCCUAGCUUGCAUUGUUUUCCAAUAACAAGAAUUGCAAAACCAUUCAAAUUUAGGAUGUAUCAUACAUUUCAGUCAAGGGACAAAUUAUAGCUGUCGGAUUUGAGACUGGCCUAAUUCACAUCUAUGAAGGAAGUCAAUUAAAAUUGUUAUAUAAAAUACAAGAACAUCAAACCACAAUAAUAGGUUUGAAUAUAGUCGAUGUGCAAGCCAAUGAAGUAGUGAUUGCAUCGUCGGAUCUGGAUGGCAAUGUCAAAUUGAUUAGAGUCGGUCAGAACUUAUUCAGAAGUAAAAUUGUAACCAAUACCAUAUUGAAUAAGUUUGAGUACCCAGUCACCUAACUAAUAUCAUAGCAAUUCAAAUACUCAGAUACCGAUAAAACCAGUUUAUUAUUAACUCUGGCAAACAGCAACAUGGUUAUAACACUCUCCAUCAAUCCUGAAGUGAGGGUAGUACAUGUUUUUGAUAAACAGAAAUCAAACAAUGACCUCCAUUGGGGUAAAUGCCAUCAUGAAGGCAAUCAAAUAUAAUUGCUAUCCAUCCAAUGGAACUCAUUUAUUUAAUUGAUCACCUUCUUGGAAAAUUCCCCAUGGUAUUUUUCAUUCUAUUCUGCUGAUACUCCUCUAAUCGGAGCUAAAUUCAUCUCCGAAAACCUAAUCCUUGCUGCCACCGAAGGGUAAUUUCAAGUCCUUUACAUACCUUAUUUCUCAAAAGGCAAAUAUUGUUUUAAAUCUGACAGCAAGGCUAAGAUUUCUAACACCCACUUCCAUCAAAACAUAUAUUGUCUAAGAGUAAUAAGCAAUGUAGUCUACUUCAUAUCAGAAAAUAAGUUGUAUUCAUUGCACGCAUUGAGUUGGUUACAAUAUCUGAAAUCGCUAAUACAAAAUGAUACUCCACAAUGGUCAGUGGCAUUGAAAUUUCUUAUCCAAGUCUACAGAGGCAAGGUUAAAGGCAUGCCCAAUCUGGAAUUGGAUGAAGAUAGAAGUGCAAUCCAAACUUUGGCUCCUACUCUAAUUACUAGUAUUACUAAUUCGAAGAUGAAUAGAGAGUUGAUAUCAGCAGUCGUGUAGUUUAUUCUUCUUUGUUAAAUCCCGUAGCAUUUAAUUAUCGUAAGAUAAGGAUGUGAGAAAUAAUAGAUUUUGGAUGACUAUUACAGAGUGUUAGAACUACAUCUAAAGAAGAUCACUUAAUUGCCCAAAGAAAUAUUCUUUGAUUUGGCAAACAAAUUCUCUCCUGAGUCAUUCCAAUAAUUGGUAAUCAAUUUGGAUUUAAAUUCAAUUGAUAUCGGAUAUACAUACGAUGUCUGUCUGAGUAAAGAGAUUUACACUCCAUUAUUGUACAUUUGUCCAAGAAAAGAGGAAGAUUUUCUAACGCCCUUGAAUAAAAUGUUCGAGAAACAUAAAUAGGAACUAUAUGAAAAAUGUUUAUGGUUUAUAGAAAUCACAUAGAAGUAAAUUCUGUUUCCUAACGAUCAGAUACCAUUGGAAAUUUGGAAGAAAGCUGUUAGAUAAUAGAUGUUGUGGUUGAUGGAAGUGUUAGACGUGUUCUAAAGUGACAAAUUGUUCCAAAUCCUAACCACUUAUCUUAAAUAACCUUGUUUUGGUGCAUUGCAUCAUGAAUCAGUGUACUCUUAUUUCAACAUCACUUAAGAGAACUUAUUGGCAACCAAGAUCUUUGAAUAAGUAAGCAGCAUCAAAUAAUAGUAUUUACUUUAAUAUCUAUUGUUUAUCAGUAAGAUAAUUGAUUAGAUCAAAGUCAAAGACUCAGAGAAAUUAUUAUUACAGAUCUUUGAAAUUAAUAAAUCAUAUAUUGAUAACUAUGUAGCCAUGCCUGAAGAUUUAGAUCAGAUCUUACAAAUGAUUUAUUAUUUGAUGCCUCACACCUCAUUAAUCGAGUAGGCAUACGAAAGCAAGUGUGUUGAUUAUAUUGCUUAUUACUUCUUAUCCCAAAAUCAGUUCAACGAAGCCAUCAAAAUAUUCUUUGAUUAUGAAGAAUUCAAACUUCGAGUCUACAAAUGGCUUGAAUACCAAUCCUAUGAUCCGUUGAUGUUGGAUCAUCUGGAUAAGCUACUUGAAUUAGAUCCUGAGAAGUGUGCUAAAGUCUUUCAAAGUUGGCCUAUUGAGACCUUACAAAAACUCAUCAUUUAUCAACCAAAAAAGGAAUUGUUGCACGUAUUCAAAUAUCUGUCCAUUGAUCUUUCGCCAUUUCUCCAAUUGAAAUUGAUUGAAUUGAUUAGUAUACAUGAACCUGAAAACACCAUUCCAUGGUUGAAGAACAGAUAAUACUAAUUGGAAGACGUCGAACAAAUUUUCCAUUAAACCAACAAUAUCGAAGGAUUGGGAUACAUUAUGGAAUAAAAAGGACUCUAUCAAUAGGCUAUUGAUAACUACCUUUAAGUCUAUAAAGAGGAAUCUAGGAAUUACAUUUUGUCAUUUAGGAACUAAGAUCGAGUAUCCUAAUUGUUCCAGAACCUUAUGAGAGCAACUAAGAUUGCUGUCUAAUCUGAUGAUUAUCACUAAGAUUUGUACUUGUAUAUAGCACAUCAAAUCUUCAAUCCUUCGAUGCAUUAAACUCAUUGGUGUAAACUCAAGCGAUCCUUUGUUUUCAAUCAGCAAUUUAGUUAGCUCUUUAUGAAUUUAUUCCGUUACUCUCCUACAGAAUUAAUUAAAAUCAUAGAGAUAAAUCAUGAGACAUUCAACCAAGUUCAUUUGAAGAGUAGUUUUAUUACAGUUUUUAAGGAAUUUGGAUAUGAAAAACAAUUAGUUGAAAAGAUAUCUAAGAUAAUUAGAAAUGAUAACAUCAAAUUGCUUAAGUUACUGUAUUCUUUGAUGAACAAGUCAAAUCUAUAUGAAAUAAUAUGCUAUUCUGCUAAAGUGUGGUCACACAAUGCAUCCAUUUUGCCUGGAAAACAAAUAUUGUCCGAUUUGUUAAAAUAUCUCAACUUAAUCAUGUACCCUUAUGAAUAUAAAUUUAUAGUGCUUGAAAGUAUUGGAGUAGAAGAAUUAAAGAAAUCUAUCUUAAAGUCUAAAGUAGACAAUUAAUAGUUGCAAUUGUUGAAGAAUGUCGAUGACAUCGAUUUUGAAGAUAAUUUCAUUUCAUCAACCACUUAAGAUGACAAAGAAAUGAUGGAAUUGAGGUUGCUAAAUAAAAUGGAUAUAUAUGACUAGUUAAUUGAUUCUGGAUUGCAAUAGUACAAUUCAUUUCUGGAAUAAUAUUAUUGA